ACAAGUAUGUCCAAUACGUAUCCCACUGUAAUACGCUUAACCGAGAAGUUUAAAGCUUCAAAAAUACGUUUUUAUCUAUCAUUUUGUAAAACCAAUAGCACUUCUGGAUAAGUAACAUUGAUUCUUCAACUUGUUAUCAGGCUUUUGAAAACCUUACGUUCAUAGCCUUUUCAAGUACUGAAGCCUUUCUGAUAUUUGUAGCAUCAGAAAAGUGGCCAAACAGAUCGAAAGAACUAGCUCAGUUGAAAAAAGGUUUAAAUUUGUCUAAAAUAUACACUAAGGUAUAUAAAAUUUAGGAACAUAACAGUUUUAUUGAACACUGAGAAAUCAGAAACAAGAAACAAAAUAAAAAUUUAAGAAUUCUCAAGAAAUCAUUUAAAGCCAAAAUGUCUCCAGUUGCAACGUUUUUUAAUCUUCGAACACUUUUUUCUAUAUGAAACCAAUACUUGCAGUAGUAAAGUUAAUAGUUACGUAAAAUGUUCAUACUAACGAUUUGAUAAAAUGAUAUUUUGCUUCUAUAAUGUUUCAAAACAUUCCGCUCAUGUACUAACAGUACUUAAAACAAUGAAGAGCUCUUAAAAUAUUCCGAUAUUUGUAUUUUGGUUUGAGCAUUCAGAAAGAGCGGUCAUCGAAACAAAAAUGUAUUAUUCAUUGGUUUUAUUUGAAAUUUUAUUAUUUUCUAGUGAGAUCUAUUCAUUUUCGAUUGUGAAUAACGUUUCUGUUUCGAGUGAUGUCCUUAGUCAAGUAUUUUACGAUGAAAUGAAAAAUAAUCCAAGUAAAAUUUACAAAUCCGGUCCUGAUUUUGGGGACUAUAAUUCGAAAAAUUGUCUCUCUAGUUUAAGAGAAAUUAUGAAACAAUAUCCCAGCCCCCAAGUUUAUCGAUUUUUCGAUUCAUGGGGUAGUGUUCCAUCAGGUGUAUUAACCGGGAACCAAUAUGAUCUUGGCAACUAUGAUCAAUGUGUCAACUCUGUCUUACGAGUAUUAAUCAACGAAAUCGAUACUGAUUUUAUAAUUCCACAAUAUUGUGUUGCCACAUUACCUCUUAAAAGGGAUCCAUCAGCAGAAAUUCCAGUAAAUUAUUGGGAUCUUGGUCGUUCAAUUAAUGUUGGAAUAUGUGUUCCAAAUAGUUGUAGUCCAGAAUUACUUACAGCAGUUUUUAAGGAAUCAACCAAAACCAGCUACGAUGGAGCUCUUUCUGAAAUUUCUAUAGGUAAUUGUUCAGAUGGAGGAAUUCCACAACUUACAGCUGUUCAAAUCACUGGAAUAGUAUUUUUAGUGGUAAUUACAGGAUUGAUGAUUUUGAGCUCAGCUUACGAAGUCUAUGUCAACCAUUUUAUGAAAAAACCAAAACCGAUAUUUUUGGCCUUCUCCAUUUUGACAAAUGGAAGGAGACUAUUCUCAAUCAACACCAAGCGAUCUCGCAGCAGCAUUGAUUGUCUCAAUGGACUUCGUGUCAUAUCGACUCUAUGGAUUGUCAUGCACCAUUCUUAUGACAAUAUUUUAGGGGCUCCUGUCAUAAACUAUUCAGACCUUUCAGCUUGGUUCUAUAGUUGGGAAUUUAUGCCAAUUAUCAAUGCAAGUAUGACAGUUGAUACGUUCUUUUUCAUGGGUGGUUUAUUGGUAGCUUGGAUUGGAUUCAAGGAAUUGGAUAAGACAAAUGGAAAAAUUAACGUUUUCAUGAACAUCGUACAUCGUUACAUUCGAUUAACGCCUAUUCUCGCCGCUGGACUUAUUUUGGCGUAUUGUAUAAAUGGAAUUAUUUACACUGGUCCAUUCAAAGACAUAUUUAUGGCCAAGAAUAAUUGUAAUGGGAGAAAUUGGUGGCCAAUUCUGUUGUAUAUUCAAAAUUAUUACACCGGAAUGGAUGGUUUCAGUUUUGAUGAUUGUUAUGCAGAAGCUUGGUAUUUGGCAAUUGACUUUCAGCUCUACGCUCUAUCGCCUCUGAUCUUGAUUCCGAUGUGGAAAUGGGGAAGAAAGUUUGUACCCGUUUUGGUAGUUCUGGGAUUGAUUUCGAUUGGAUGGGUUAUGGCGAUAUAUUUUUCGGAUGAUUACACUGCUCUUAUGUUGGGGGUGAAUCCACAUGAGUGGGAAAGAAUUUACAUAGCAACUCACACUAGAUUUGCACCUUGGUUGAUUGGCUUUGGCUUUGGGUAUUUUCUGCACAAAAAUCGUCAAUCAGAAUUCAAACUGUCAAAAAGAGUCCAGGCAAUUUGUUGGAUUGUCAGUUUCUUCACCAUGACAGCUAUCAUCUUUGGACCUUACUUUUCGCUGAACGCAAAAGGCAGAGGUACAGUUUUCGAAGCUGCAAUGUAUGAGAGUUUAAGACGUGUAUGCUGGGCAGUAGUUCAUGUUUGGUUGACAUUUGCGUGUUUCUACGGAUAUGGGGGCAUUGUUGAUGCAUUUCUGUCACAUCCGAUGUGGCAGCCAUUUGCACGAUUAUCUUAUGCAAUGUAUAUGAUGCAUAUGGCCAUUGUUCGAAUGCAUUAUGGAAUGUCACGCACUGAGAUAUUUUUCUCCGUCUAUAAUCAGUUUCUCUUUUUCUGGAGUGCAUUCGGAAUAACAUUCCUUUUUGCCACUUAUUUUACAUUAGCCUUUGAAUCCCCAAUUUUAAUAUUGGAGAAAAUAGUUUUCAAGAGGGGAAAGCUUGUUAAGAAUGGAAAUGUUGAACAAGCACAUCCACCAAAUGCCGUCGUCAUCGAGUCACCGGCAAAGGAUUCAUAAAUGGGCGUUUGAAGCAAAUUGAAUUACUGUGAUACAGGACAUUUAUUUCAAUAAAAAUUAGCACUCCAAAGUUGUAAAAAUUUUAUAUUUUCGAUUGGAAUAUGUCACGACCUGGAGGGCUAGAAUUCCAAACCCCGUUUUCUUUGAAGUAUCAACUCUGAAACUACCCAAAUAAUACAACAAAUAUUUGUUAAAUGUUUUUAUAGAAAUGAUC
Messenger RNA from Eupeodes corollae, 2935 nucleotides. RefSeq names its product nose resistant to fluoxetine protein 6-like. The transcript is spliced from 9 exons. Lineage: Eukaryota; Metazoa; Arthropoda; Insecta; Diptera; Syrphidae. Gene Ontology annotation, molecular function: acyltransferase activity, transferring groups other than amino-acyl groups. Bases 640 to 2721 code for a protein of 693 amino acids. The record is from RefSeq and is a predicted model, not a curated record.